This is a messenger RNA of Protopolystoma xenopodis, 417 nucleotides long. Lineage: Eukaryota; Metazoa; Platyhelminthes; Monogenea; Polystomatidea; Polystomatidae. The record is from the annotation of a GenBank genome assembly.
AUGAGAUCUCUCUUUAAUGAGGGUUUUGAGUGGGAAGAUUCAAAAUCUGCUGACAAAAUCGCCAGAGUCCAUGUGACCUUCAUUGGCAGAGAUGGCAAAGCAUUUAAGGUUGUUGGAACGGUUGGUGAUAAUCUGAUGUAUCUAGCACGCAAAUGCAAUAUUGAUCUUGAGGGUGCCUGCGAAGCCUCUUUGGCUUGUUCAACCUGCCAUGUUUAUGUCGAUAAAGAUUUUUUUCAUCUUUUGCAAAGUCCUACAGAAGGCGAAGAUGAUAUGCUUGAUUUGGCUCCUUUCCUUAAAGACACUUCACGCUUAAGCUGUCAGAUUGUACUAAGCAGGAAACUUGAUGGAAUUCACAUAACACUUCCAAAAGCAACACGUAACUUUUAUGUGGAUGGCCAUGUCCCAAAGCCUCACUAG